AUGACUGAUCUAAUUCAGGCGAAAGAAGCAAAAGAGGGAAGAGUAUUGGCUCGCACAUUUUUGGGAAAAUUAUCCCGUAAGUGCCAAACAUAUUCCAGAACAUCGCUCAGAACGUCUACGAUGGAUCUGCAAUGUUUCCAUCAGGUGAUUCUGCACAUGCAAUCUGCUAAUAACGCAGAACGGGAUGAAGCCGAAGAUGUGUACAACAAAAUGGAACUCGCCCCGAAGGCAUCGCUGCUAUUCUCCCUGUAUUGUACUGCAGAUGCUCCAUUCGAGGUUCCAUUACAGUCUCGAACGAUGUGUCUUAUUCUUCUUCGUCGACUGUUGUCGAAUUGUUGGACGAAAUUGUGGGAGGAUCUGGGCGCGAAUCAAAAGAGCUUUACUGAUCAACUUAUAAAUAUGGUAAUGACUGAACCUGAUGGACGACUGCGUAGAAAACUUCUUGCAGUUGUUUCAGAGGCUGCGCGUUAUACGGUCGAUGAUGAGACGGGUAAGCAAAAAUGGGUCGAGUUGAUUCAGUUCCUUGAACACUGUAUGUCUAGCGAUAACGUUACCGAGAUUGAAUAUAUUGUGAUCCUAUUGGAAUCUGUACCUAACAUCUUUGGUGUCGAUCAAGACCAUUACAUUCCUCGUAUAAAGGAAUCGUUUUCCACAUUGCUCAAAAAUGAGAGACCUGAAAUUCGUUCAUCUGCAUUCAAAGCUUACGUAACAUUCGUUAUCGAGAACGAAGAUGAUAAUCAUCUUGUGAGGGAGAUGUCGUCAUUAAUGCCACUAAUUGUUGAGGUUUGUCGCUAUGCGUGCACCCAUAAUCAUGGCGACGACUCACCACUGCAAUGCCUUUGCGAUCUCGAGACCGCUAUGCCUAAACUUGUGAAUCCCUAUCUUUCAAGUUUCUUGGAAAUGUGUAUUGAGUGCGUACUAAACGUCGAGAAAGAUGAAGCCUAUCGUCACUCUGCCACUGAGGUUUUAGCGACGAUCUGUGAACGUUCAACAGCUGUUCUUAAGAAGCGCUAUUCACAGAGUAUCUUCUUCAUAUGUAAGUUUGGUGUCUUCUGUUAUAGUUCUACAGAAGGACGGUUUAUAGAAAGCUACGUCGCUCAGGUCAGUUGUCCAGUAUACAAAACAAUUUGCGCAUUUGUGGAUUCUGUACUUUUCUCAAUUUUUUGUGCUCAAGAGGAAUGGCAAGAACGACAUGUCGCAGUAAUGGGUUUCUCGGUGAUUGGGGAGGGUUGUCAACGUGUGAUGGAACCACAAAUAGAUCAAAUCGUUAGGGAAAUUUUGCCAUUCUUAGACGAUAAGCAUCCACGUGUUCGCUAUGCUGCUUGCAAUGCCUUAGGACAAAUGUCUUCAGACUUUGCUCCAGCGUUACAGAAAAGAUGUCACGAAUUGGUAUGGCUAUUACUUGUUCUUAUUUAUAGGGUUGUUCCUGCUUUGAUGGCUACAAUUCUUGACGUUUCUUGUGAUCGUGUAUCAGCGCAUGCUGCUGCUGCUCUAAUAAACUUUUGUGAAGAUUGUCCAAAACAGAUAAUAUCUGCCUACCUUCCUGCUAUCGUCAAUGGGCUGGAGCAGGCAUUAGGCAAUGCUUAUGGCUGUUUGCAAUCCGUUGGAAAAAAGUUACGCUGCGAACAAAUAGUUACUGCUAUAGCAUCAGUUGCUGACGCUGCUCAGGACCUGUUCGUUGAAUUCUAUGAUCGUUUGGUUCCUAACCUCAAAUAUAUUCUUUUAAAUUCGACUGCUGACAAGUAUAGGAUUCUUCGUGGGAAAACCUUGGAGUCUCUGUCGCUGAUUGGUGUUGCCGUAGGAAAGGAGAAAUUUCAUAAUGAUGCGAUCGCAAUCAUGGAUUUAAUGCGCGAUUCAAUGCCUUCCGUAGCUACCGAUCACCCUGAAUACUCGUAUUUGGUUUGCAGUUGGACACGUAUAUGCAAGGUGUGGGAUUUUUUCGUCUGGUUUAAAGUACUGGGUAAGGAGUUUUCACCGUAUCUACCUAUGAUUAUGGGCCAUGUUUUACAAUCCGCUGCCUACAAACCUGAAGUGGCUGUUGUAGAAGAAGAUCAAUAUGAUAAGGGUGAUCCGGCUUGGUCAUACCACUCUGUGGGCGAUAACAAGAGUUUCGGUAUACGUACUGCAGGACUCGAUGAGAAAUCCGAUUCAUGCGCUAUGUUGGUUUGUUACGCUAGAGACUUGGAAGUGAUGACACCAAAUAAUAUCAUUGUAGAGGAAUUCCUGCCAUAUGUGAACGAUGUUGCGAAAUUGUCAAUAGAAAAUUUGCGUUUUCUAUUUGUUGAUAGUGUUCGGUGCUCUGCUGCAGAGACGUUGCCGUGGUUGUUGAAAUGCGUCAAAGGCCAGGGUAUAGAGGCCAUGCGACAAUUAUGGUUAGAAUUCUUCCCAGCUAUUUGCUCUGCAGUAGACACCGAAAGUGAACUGGAGGUAGUUGAACGUCUUAUGGAUUCUCUUGCUGAAUGUGUUCUUCAGUUUCGUACUGGGGUAGGAAUUUACAAUUUUUCCUGUUGUCACAUUUUUCCUUUUAUACUUUUAAAUAAUGCUUUUCCAAAGGAUUUCAUUGUUCAGGGUUUGACCAAUGAGGACAUCGAGAAAAUCGUUGAGGUGUUAGCCCAACAGCUCAAAAAGCAUGAAAUCAGGAGAGUGGAUGCUGAAGCUGAAGCGGCGGAAGAAGUAGACUCUUAUGAUUUCUUAUCCACCACAAUGUGGGAGAAGCGAGUUGUGUUUUUUCCUCAGGAUGCUGAUCCGGACGAUAUGAGAGAGAAAUUGAGUGAGGAAGCAGAGAUGGAAGGCGAAAUGCUUGCUCGUUUCUCUGACCUUAUCCAUAACAUGUUUGAGACUGUGGGAGAGCGCUUCUUUGACUACAUAGAACCACUUGUGCCAGAAUUUCUGCAGCUUAUUGAUAUUCGACGUGCCUAUCCUUCACGGCAGUAUGGUGUUUGCUACAUUGAUGACUGCAUAGAAUUCGCGCCAAAGAGAUGUGCGAAGUAUCAGGAGCAAUUCGUUCCUCUCAUGCUUAGAUGCCUUACGGAUGACUAUCCCGAGGUAAGACAAGCUGCCGCGUAUGGAUUCGGAGUAAUGGGUAUGGUUGGUGGGAACGAGUACUUAAAUACCGUGACGAAUGCACUUGAACCUCUUGCCGCAAUGGUGAGCAGCCCAGACGCGAGGUCGACUGAAGAGAGCUCCGGAGCUACUGACAACGGUAUUGCCGCUGUAGCGAAAAUUUUAAAAUACUCAGGAGCCAAUAUUGAUGUUGCACAAGUUGUUCCUGCGUUUUUGUCAUGGUUGCCUACACAUGAAGAUGUGGCGGAGACUCCUCACAUAUACGGCUAUCUUGCUGACCUUAUCGAGUCGAAUCAUCCGGUGGUUCUUGGAGAAGAUAAUUGCAAUUUACCACGAAUAGUGUUUAUUAUUGUGUCCGCGUUCAAUUUGGAAGCUUUUCCACCGACCGAAGAAGGAGCAGCUGUUGGUCAUCGGCUGCGACACAUCCUGAAGGUUUUGCACAGUAAUUCGGCAAUGUUUGAAGCUGUUGUUCAAGCUGCCCAACUUGACGAAAAAAAGAGAAAGACAUUGCAUGACCUAAUUUCUUAA
Angiostrongylus costaricensis is the source of this 3591-nucleotide messenger RNA. The record is from the annotation of a GenBank genome assembly. Lineage: Eukaryota; Metazoa; Nematoda; Chromadorea; Rhabditida; Metastrongylidae.